This is a messenger RNA of Medicago truncatula (barrel medic), 925 nucleotides long. RefSeq names its product protein SHORT HYPOCOTYL IN WHITE LIGHT 1. The record is from RefSeq and is a predicted model, not a curated record. Gene Ontology annotation, biological process: regulation of abscisic acid-activated signaling pathway; negative regulation of photomorphogenesis. Bases 75 to 653 code for a protein of 192 amino acids. Lineage: Eukaryota; Viridiplantae; Streptophyta; Magnoliopsida; Fabales; Fabaceae. The transcript is spliced from 4 exons.
UUGUUCUUUUUCCUAACGAUGGUGGGUGAUAAUAAAUAAAACAAAAUCUUUAAAAGCUUAAUGUUCGGUCUCAAAUGGCAGCUACAACAACAACACAAUUGAUCAAUCUCACGUCCUCUCCACGCUCCAAUCUUCACCACUUCUCACCGAACAAUGUUCAUAUUCUUCAUCACCAACCCUUUCCUUCUAAACUCUACUACAACCAUCGUUCAAAUCUCAAAACCAUCAAUUGCAAUAGCAAGCUGAAUAACUCAAGUGGUGGAGAAGCAUAUGAGAUUGAUGAAGGUGUUUUUGGAGGAUAUGAUGGGAUUGAAGAGGAGAGUGAUGAGGAUGAUGCUGAGAGUAGUGUUGAUUUGUUGAUAAAAUUCUUGCAAAGUAUGUUUAAGAAGAUGGCUAAAAGGGCUAAAAAGGCUUCGAGGAGUGUUUUACCAACAGUUAUAUCUCCUCAACUUGUUUCUUUUGCUGUUGAUGGGACUCUGCUACUUGCUACACUUUCUGUUGUCAAAGCACUUCUUGAGGUCAUCUGCAACAUUGGAGGCACUGUAUUUGCUGCAAUUUUGGCCCUACGUGUGAUAUGGGCAGCUGUUUCUCACUUCCAGUCCAAUGGGAAUAGUUUCAAUCAAGGGAAUAAUUCCUUCGGUGCUAUAGCAUAGACAUCUUCUAUAAAUUUAGUUUGAUAGUAAUCUUCAUAUGGAAUUUUCUUGAGGUGCAUAUUUUACGUGGUUCAGCUGAAUAAACGCAUCCUUGGUGUCGAGAAAGAAGAAAAUUAGAUAUGAAUAAGUAUGUGUCUGUACACAGAAGGAUGUUAUAUACACCACAACGUAAGUCUUACAUACAAAGAUUCACAAUCAUUUUAGUUAUUGUAAUUACAUAACAUAUGAACAAUAUCAAAUAUAAUUAUGCCAUUUACAUUAUUUUUGACACA